This is a messenger RNA of Rhizophagus irregularis DAOM 181602=DAOM 197198, 499 nucleotides long. Lineage: Eukaryota; Fungi; Glomeromycota; Glomeromycetes; Glomerales; Glomeraceae. The record is from RefSeq and is a predicted model, not a curated record.
GGUAAAGAUUUCGAUGGUCCAAAAGGUCCCAAAGGCAAAGAUUUUGAUGGUCCAAAAGGCCCAAAGGGUGAAGAUUUUGAUGGUCCAAAAGAUCCCAAGGGUAAAGAUUUCGAUGGCCCAAAAGGCCCAAAAGGUGAAGAUUUCGAUGGUCCAAAAGGCCCAAAGGGUGGUGAUUUCGAUGGUCCAAAAGGUCCAAAGGGUAAAGAUUUCGAUGGUCCAAAAGGUCCAAAGGGUGAAGAUUUCGAUGGUCCAAAAGGCCCAAAGGGUAAAGAUUUCGAUGGUCCAAAAGGUCCCGGUCCUAAGGAUGGACCAAAAUUUCCCCCUAAAGCAAAAUAAGUAAAAUUUUAAUCUAAAAAAAUAUUAGAAGUUUAUAGUAUGGCAUUAAUUAUGAAUUAUUAGAUUUAGAGAUAUGAAUAAUUUACAUUAUAAUUCCUUAAAUUCACUGUAUCUAAUUUUUAUUUUUUCUAUGAAUAAAUGAUAAGUAAAAUCGUAUAUUUAU